AUGUUAGUAGUACCUAAGAUUACAGGAAAUAUACCAUCAAAACACACAAGUAAUACAGGUCAUGUACCGCCAGGUAUAAAUUUGGCCGAUCCAUUAUUUUGGUCUCCACAAAAGAUCGAUAUAUUAAUAGGUGCAGCACAUUUUUAUGAACUAAUAUGUGAACGUCAGGUCAAACCCACGGCAGAUGGCCCUAUAUUCCAAGAAACAAGACUCGGAUGGAUAGUUUCGGGAUCGUUACCAGUGUGUAAUCGUAACACGGAGCCGCCAGACAACAUCGCGUGUCACUUUACGUCAAUUCAUACCGACAUCAACAUGACAGUAGAACAUAUGUUACCGUUGUUUUGGCGUAUGGAAGAAUUCAAAGGAAAUGUCACAUACACCAUCGAGGAAAAGGCGUGUCAAAAAUACUUCGAUAGGACGGUGACAAGAGGCGCUGAUUGUCGAUUCAUUGUACGUUUACCGUUCCGUGAAAACGUAUUAAGUCUUGGUAGCUCAUAUGACAUAGCAAAACGUCGACUGCUAGCUCUCGAGCGUCGUUUUGCGAACAAUGAAAAAUUAAAAAAUGAUUACACUUUUUUUCUAGAUGCAUAUAUUCGUUUAGGACAUAUGGAACAGGUACAUGAUAACCAAGUAAAUGAAGAUAAAAGAGAAUGUUAUUUACCACAUCACGCCGUCGUAAAGGAAUCGAGUACGUCGACACGUCUCCGAGUUGUUUUUGAUGCGUCGUGCAAAACUAGUAGUGGUCUAAGUUUAAAUGACGUAGUAAUAAAAGGACCCGUAUUGCAAGACGAAUUGAUAUAUAUACUCGCACGUUUUCGAAUACAUAACUUUGUAUUAUCGGCGGACAUUACAAAGAUGUAUAGGACAUUUUGGGUGGCUGAUGAACAUAGGACGUUUCAACGUAUAUUGUGGCGUACUGAUCCACAGGAAGACAUUAAGAUAUUUCAGCUUAAAACAAUUACGUAUGGGACCGUUGCCGCGUCUUUCAUGGCCACCGGGUGCUUACAUAAACUAGCAGAGUCUCAGGAUGUCGACCCCGUAAUAUCAGAAGUGAUAAAACGUGAUUUUUACAUGGAUGAUUUUUUAGGAGGCGCUAGCUCUUAUGAAGCAGCCAGUCAGUUACGAGACGGUCUAAUCAAAACAAUGCUAUCAGCCGGUUUAGAACUACGGAAGUGGACGUCGAAUAAUAUAAAUUUAAUUAAAGGUAUAUCGAACAACCAGGAAGUUAAUAAAACUAUACCCAUAAGCGACAACAAUGCGAUAACGAAGGUACUUGGUUUAUUUUGGAACUCCGAUAUCGAUGCAUUUCAAUUCGAAGUAAAGGCAAAUAAUUUCACGUCCAUAAAUCAUAUUACAAAACGAUUAAUAUUAUCUGAAAUCGCAUGUCUAUUCGACCCGUUAGGUUUAGUCGGUCCCGCGAUUAUACGGGCCAAGUUAAUGUUGCAACAAUUGUGGCGAUUAAAAAUACAAUGGGACGACUCGCUCCCGAGUGACAUUAAAGAACAAUGGAUUAUGUAUAGAACCUCAUUAUGCCUUUUAAAUAAUUUAAUGAUACCUCGGCAAAUUACAUGCGAAGGCGAUAUCAUAAACAUACAAAUUCACGGAUUUGCCGACGCAAGUAUCGAUGCAUAUGGUUGUUGUUUGUAUUUACGCACCCCCAACUCCAGCAGCGUACACACUUCGAAAUUAAUAUGCGCUAAGUCUAAGGUCGUCCUAGCUUGGAUUACUUCUCCUUCAACUAAAUGGACAACAUUCGUAGCUCAUCGGGUCGGCGAAAUACAAGAACGGACUUCUAUCACAAAUUGGUCACAUGUUAGUACUAAAGAGAAUCCCGCCGAUAUUAUUUCACGCGGUUGCUGUCCAUCGAAAUUAAGUCAAAUGUCAUUAUGGUGGUUUGGACCCGAGUGGCUAAUUAGAGACGAACAGAUACGCAAUAACAACAACAAUACGUCGAAUUUAGUAAUACCUGAAUUAAGAGAAAUCACUAUUUCAAAUGUAUGUAUCGACUCACACAAUGACAACCUUUUAUUAUCAGUCUUAAAUAAGUAUUCGUCUAUGAGCAGAUUGCUCCACGUAAUAGCAUAUUGUUUACGCUAUAAAUACAAUUUAUUACAUAAAGGGUCAAGGUUAACUGGUUCACUUAGCAAGGAAGAAAUUAAAAAUGCCCGUGUCGUAAUAAUAAAUACUAUUCAAAACAAAGAAUUUUAUUCCGAAAUACAAGAUUUAAUGAAAUUAAAAAAUGUCAAAGCAUCAAGUAAAUUACUUCGAUUGUGCCCUUUCAUAGACGACGACGGUUUAAUAAGAGUGGGAGGACGUUUGAAAAAUGCUACAACGAUAGACAUUAAUCAGCGGCAUCCGAUCGUUUUGCCCGCAGAUAAUCAUUUUACGCGCUUAUUGUUCAAAUGUGAACACGAAUGA
Messenger RNA from Metopolophium dirhodum (rose-grain aphid), 2418 nucleotides. RefSeq lists its product as uncharacterized. Lineage: Eukaryota; Metazoa; Arthropoda; Insecta; Hemiptera; Aphididae. The coding region runs from base 1 to 2418 and encodes 805 amino acids. The record is from RefSeq and is a predicted model, not a curated record. The transcript has a single exon.